Molecule: messenger RNA, 2475 nt
Organism: Salpingoeca rosetta
Lineage: Eukaryota; Choanoflagellata; Craspedida; Salpingoecidae
Exons: 2
Coding region: 1-2475 (824 amino acids)
Biological process (GO): protein ubiquitination
Cellular component (GO): cytoplasm; membrane; microtubule
Molecular function (GO): microtubule binding; GTP binding; GTPase activity
Source: RefSeq, a predicted model, not a curated record
AUGGCGACGCCGGAAGCAGAAGAUACGCGGGCCUUCACCUGCCCCAUAACAUUGGAGUUGAUGACCGAUCCCGUGGUUGCAAGCGACGGCAACACAUAUGAGCGCGCGGCAAUUGAAGAUUGGAUGCGCCGGGACAAGCGGUCGCCGCUCACGCAGGAGAUGCUGAGGGAUGAGCUCACCCCUAACCGAAACCUGAGGGAUGCCCUUGAGGCCUACAUCAGGGCAGCGCAGCAGCAAGGCAGCCAGCGACAAGGCCAUCGUGGCGACGGCGACGGCGACCAGGAGGAAUCAGGCACACGUACACCAACGCCCACGUCCUCCACAUCACCGCUCACAGCGGGCAGUGCUGCAACUGCAUCGCGCGUGCCCCUGGCAAUGACGCCGGAGCAGCCUUCCUCCUUGCGCACCAUCCGGCCCAAGGCGCUGGCGCUCCUUGAUCGCCUGACGGAUGUCAGCUCGGGCAUCGACUGGAGCCCGCCGCAGAUUGUCAUCCUCGGUGGCGAGAACCAUGGCAAGAGCACGACCAUGGAGCGGCUGCUUGGCCUGCCCAUCUUCCCGCGCGACCGCGAGCUGUGCACCCGCGUGCCCAUUCGCGUGCAGCUGCGCCGCGGCGUUGCGCAGGCGCCCACCAUCACCCGCCGGGAAGUCCAGGAGGGCGACAGCACGACCACACCCCACGACCAGCGGCGCACAGGGGGUGGCAGCAGUGCGCAGGGCACACACCGCCCGCAGCACUUCACCGUGCAGCAGAUGCUGACGCAAGUACGGCAGCACAUGAAGGACAUCUUGGAGCAGCUCAACGCGGAGGGUGCACCCGGCGACGAACCACACGGCGUGUCGCUGCACCACGAGAUUGUGGUGCGUCUGCAAGGGCCCACCUACCCGGAAAUGGACCUCGUUGACCUGCCCGGGCUGGUGGAGACGAGCGCUACAGAGCCAAGCAUGCCCGAGCACACGCGCAAGCUGACCAGCCGCUACCUCUCCGCCCAUGGCGACCACUCCAUGUUCCUGGUGGUGCUGGACGCGUGCCUGGCGAUGAACCAGGCGCGCGCGCUGAGCCUCAUCCAGGAACACAACCUCCUCGACUCGUGCAUGGGCGUGCUGACCAAGUGCGACCUGGUGCGCACGGAGAGCGACGACGAGACCGUUGCGGACGUCAUCAACGAAAAGUUGAACCCGGCCAACCGGUCCCACGUGCCCAUGGGCUACGGGUGGUGCCUGCUUGCCAGUCGCUCCUCGCCCAAGUUUGACCCCACCGCCGUGCGCGGUGCAGAGUACCUGCAAACGCUCAAGACGGUGCAGGUGAACGAGCGCAAGCGGUUCGAAAGCAACGUGGAUCUGGAGGGCGUGCAGCCCGUGUGGGGCAUCGACUACAUGUGCCGCCGCCUGUGUGACAAGUACACGCAGUAUCUGUACGAGCACUGGACCCCGCAGGCCAUUGCCCGCCUCUCCACCAAGCUCGACGCCCUGGAGGAGGACGUGCGUGCGCUCGGCAUCCCCUUUGUCAAACCCCCAUCCCCACGCCAACAGCAGCAACAGCAGCAGCAGCAGCAGCAGGGUGAAGGGGGCAGCACGAGUGGUGGAGACGGUGCCAGCAGUGGCGCCGAUGGUGGUGGCGGUGGUGGUGGCGGUGGCGAUGAUGAUGAUGAUGCGGAUGUGUCGCUGCCGUGCUUCGCGCCGCAUGUGGAUGUGAUGGGUGCGGUUGAGCUUGAGGGCUCCCUUCGCGCCCAUUUGCAGCGCCAGCUCGAAACCAAGUGCGAGUACCACGCCGUGUGCGAGAAGUGGCUGCUGCGCGCCCUGCGGCCCCUGCGAAUGGCACUGCACGUGGUCGGUGGCAGCAGCAACAACAACAGCGCCAUGUUUCUCGAUUCGUUCCAGAGCGCACGCCGCCGCGUUCACGAGCGCACAGCCACGCUGCAGGCGUCCCUGGAGACUGUGGCGGCGACCCUGCAGGGGGCGCUCGACGCACCGUAUCACCCUGUCGCCGAGGAACUGGUGCAGACGCUGCAGUCGAGCGAUGUGUCGGCGUGGCGGCUGCAGCGGUUCACGGCGCUGGCCCAGGACAUGAAGCGGGCGCUCGCUGCGUCCCUGAGCACGUGGACGCGGGCGUGCGUGUCCGUUGUGCGCGCCGCACAGCAUUGGGUGGUGCACUGCCGCCAGCAGGUGCCCACGACGCAAGCGCUUGCUUCCACAAGCGGCAGUGGCAGCGAUGGCUCACAGGAGCCGGUGAACUGGUUCGCGUCCUUCCUUGCGUUGCAGGACCCGCAGGUGACGAGCAUGUACAACGCGGUGCUGUCGGCAUGCACGACCGCGUACGACAACACGGCCGUUGGUCUGGCCAUGCCGACGCAGAUUGACAUCACGGACGCGACAGAGAAGCAGCGCUACGUGAUUCUCGUCACCAUGAAGGAGCUGCAGAGCGCAAAGCACCAGCUCGAGGCCCUUCUCGCCACCGCCCCGCAACCAGCGGCCUGA